This is a messenger RNA of Tribolium castaneum (red flour beetle), 3615 nucleotides long. RefSeq names its product Sid-1-related B (gene Sirb). The record is from RefSeq and is a predicted model, not a curated record. NCBI's taxonomy places the organism in Eukaryota, Metazoa, Arthropoda, Insecta, Coleoptera, Tenebrionidae. Gene Ontology annotation, biological process: RNA transport. The coding region runs from base 1334 to 3562 and encodes 742 amino acids. The transcript has 9 exons. Gene Ontology annotation, cellular component: plasma membrane; lysosome. Gene Ontology annotation, molecular function: double-stranded RNA binding; RNA transmembrane transporter activity.
CAUGGCCUCCUUGAUGUAUGGAGACAACUUCGUUGUUCAGGCCUGGCGCAUCGUUAAGUUCGGCUGAUUCUCCACUGGCGCUGCAUUUAGCGGACUGACGUUUAUUUGACAAAUACCAUUUUUGAGGUUAAAGACUAAUAAAUUUGAAAGAUGUAAGUGUGCAUUGUGAAAUACGUUGAAAAUGUGAGGAUAAUUCUAAAGUUAUGCCCUGAAUGAACGUUUGGAUAGUGUAACUUUUGCAGGAAAUCAUUUUUCGAUCAUUAGGAUUUUUUAUUUUCAGCUUCAGAAGAUAUACAAAUUAUUUUAAGGUGAAUUGAUUGUUCAUCGUUUAUAAGUAUUUUAAGCAUAACCUGCGGCACUAGUACGCAGACACAGAUGCAGAGAAAACGAUGUUUCAAAGAACCUUCCAUUUAUUAUGCAUACUCUAUGGUUUUAUCAACGGUUAAGGUUGAAUGCGUUACAAAUCUGUGAUUUUUAAGACAUGGCUUAAGUUUUCUCAAAGGUAUUUGCAACCUUUUAACCAGCAGAUAUUUGCAAUACAUUGUUUAGGCAAAUGAAACUAUUUUGCACACACGUAUUUUCAAAACCUGCUAUUGUUAAUUUAGUUUUAGUAAAAUGUACAAAGAAAGUCGUUUUUUUUCAAAUGAAAUGGUUUAAAAAAGCUCGAUCCAACGUUCUUCUGCUAGAGUGUCUCUGAACCGUCCGUUCCAAAGUCCCUGUCUGGACCUCUGCUCACUCUCAAGCACCGCUCGUGGAUCACCAAACUCCCGAAAAUAAUCUACUACUUUAUAAUUUUUUUUGAGUUUUUGUAUUUAGAAAUUAUCAAUUACAUUGUGGGCUCUUUUUCACCUUCUCUUAUGCUGAUUGUGCUUGUUAAAUUCAAUUUUUUUUCGGAUUUAACCUCACAAAUGCUAUUUGUCACAUAAACGUCAGUGCGCUAAAUAGGGCGCCAUCUACGGUUUCGAAAAAACCGCUGAAGCUUAUCGAUGCGCCAGGCCUGAACAACGAAGUUGUCUCCAUACAUCAAGGAGGCCAUGGCAUAAAUAAUUUCUAACCGUGACUUAACGGAAACGUGCCCAAAAACUUAAUCUAAGAUAAACACAGAUAUCAAUUUCGCCAGUUAUGCGUCUUUCACGAAGAUAAAGCACACGUUAUGAGAUCACAUAUUCACAUGAAGUCAUCACAUAAACUAGAGUUCCUUUAUUAGAAGAGUUGGAACAGUGAACGUCAAACAGUGCCAAUUUUGUAUUAUGUGGAUAUGCAACUUAUGUCAGAGGUUCAUGUCGAAAAUAAUAUAGGAACUCUAACAUAAACCAGUCGAAAAAGCACAACCAUGGCUACAAGUUGGUUCUUUGUGGCAAUUGUGCCUUUGGUUCUGUGUUUACAACCCAAAAUUGUAAUGGUACCACAAUUCGGGAGAGUGUCUCAAGUGAUGGAUUUCACCUUAAAUAGCAACAUCAAAUAUUUACUUCUCUAUCACCCCCAAAACAACAAUAAUCCGUACUCUAUCAAGGCUUGGAGCGAUUCUGCGUCGCCUCAAAAUCCAAUUUUGAUCGUCGUCAAUCAGGGAAUUGACACCUUGUCAUGGUCGGUACCCUAUUCCAUUUUCAGUCAAUCUGAAGUUUAUUAUCACACUUCCCGGACCUUGUGCGACUCGCAUAAUCAAAAUUUUACCAUUACUUUAUCGACUUCGGCACCCACUAACACAAAACUGUCGAUGAUUGUCGAAGAAGAGCGUUUUUUUCAUUUAGUAAACGGCAAAAGACACACAAUUGAAAUAUCACCGAGCGAACCUCGAUAUUUUUCCUACGACUAUGUGCCUCAAAGUCACAGCUCACUUGUUACCAUCGAAAUUGAUUCAGACGAUGAGACCUGCCUCAUGGUUUCAGUCCAGAAACAUACAUGCCCAGUUUUGGACUUAAAUAAUUUCAUCAAUUAUCAAGGUUUUCACCAAACGAUUCUCACAAAAGGCGGCAUGAGGAUUAGAAAAAAAUACUACACUGGUGGAUUCUUUCUUGUGUUUACUGUCGUAGAAGAUGAAGUGUGUAAGAAAAAGGACCUUCCAAUUAUCCCCAACCAGAAUCAAUCCUCCACUGUGCAUUUCACAGUAACUGAAAAUAUAGAAAGCAAAAAUCACUACAUACCGGCAGUUUUUAUCGUUCUUGCUUGCUUUAUCCUGUUCAGCUUUGUCGCAAUCGCCAUAUUUUGUGUUUUCGAAAGAUACAGAAAAAAGAAAAUUGCGGAAAAUACGGAACAAAUUGCAAUAAAUGUAGAUGAAAAAACGGAAGAAGAGAUAACGAAAGAAGAGAUAACGGAAGAAGAGAUUCAUGAGGAGAGGGAUGAAAACAACCAGCAAAUUCCGAAUAAUGUGGCUGACUUUUCGCAAAAUACCCAAAAGAACCAAAAACGCUCAAUGAACUAUUUGUGGCAAAUCUUAAACGUGGGUCUUUUUUACAUAAUUCCAGUCAUCCAACUUGUGGUGACACUUCAAUCAUUUCUCAUCCAAACCGGAGAUUUCGACCUGUGCUACUACAAUUUCCGAUGCGCUAACCCGCUCUGGAUUAUUUCAGAUUUUAAUCAUGUUUUUUCAAACAUUGGCUACAUUCUGAUGGGAAUUGUAUUCAGCAUCAAUGUUUUUUAUCGUCAUUUUUACUCGCCACCACUGACUACCGGAGUACCAGCUAAUUAUGGUGUUUUUUACGCCAUGGGUGCUGCGUUAAUUAUGGAAGGUGUAUUGUCGGGGUGCUACCAUUUGUGUCCCAAUGAAACAAACUUCCAAUUCGACACCAGUUUCAUGUAUGUUAUGAUUGUGCUGUGUUUGGUGAAGUUGUACCAAAACCGACACCCAGAUGUUACACCAACGGCUUACACCACCUUUAGCAUACUUGGAGCAACGAUUUUGUGCGGCACGAUUGGUAUAGUGUUCAAGGCCCCUCCCGUGUUCAUUGUUUUCGUAACAAUCGCCUAUCUAGUUUUGUUGAUUUACGCAUCUUUGAACAUUUACCACUUUGGAACUGCUCGCAACUUUUUGCGCCGCUGUUGUCUUCGAAAUUCGGAAGUCCCAAGACCCAUCCAAUCGCCAAACACGCAUCGUUGGUGGUUACUCCUUCUUGCAAUAACAGUCAAUAUCUUACUGUACGGUUUGGGACUAAUUUUGUUUUACCACACAAAAACAAUCGAUUUUGCAACCUUUAUUUUACAAAUUCUGGCAGGAAACGCGUUUCUAUACACAGUGGUGUACACCUGCAUGAAGAUCAAGUGCACGAGUGUUCGAGAAUGUACUUGUAGCGAAAAAAUUUGUGCUCAAGCAAUUAUUUAUGGGUUUCUGGCAUUGGUGACUUGGGUGCUAGCUGGGGUAUUUUUCUUUGCCGAGGCCUCAAAAUGGACGGAAAGCCCAGCUCAGUCUCGCCAACUCAACAAACAGUGCAUUUUUGCGGACUUUUACGACAGUCAUGAUCUUUGGCACUUUUUCAGCUCCUUGGCUCUGUAUUUCACCUUCAUGUAUUUGUUGUGUAUCGACGACAAUCUUUACACAAACCGCGCCGACAUCCCCUUGUUCUAAAAUAUGUAAUCUUUUUUGUAUUUUUUGUAUUUUGAAUAAAAAAUGCAUAGUAA